This is a messenger RNA of Theobroma umbraticum, 826 nucleotides long. RefSeq names its product amino acid permease 2-like. NCBI's taxonomy places the organism in Eukaryota, Viridiplantae, Streptophyta, Magnoliopsida, Malvales, Malvaceae. The record is from RefSeq and is a predicted model, not a curated record.
UUCCCUUCAUUCAUAUCGUUUCUAUUCACCUUUCCUACUCCCAACUUCUCUCUGAUUUCCACCAUUUAGGGUCAUUCAAGUGAACCACACACUUUUCUUCUCAUAACUGGGGCUUUCCCGUCGGGUGCUACAUGCAAAUAAGAUAAAGCAUUUUGUUUUUCGUUUGUUGUUAGUCAGUUGCAAGAUGGGUGAGAACGCUGCCACCAAGAACCUUAACGACCACCAAGUCUUUGACGUCUCCAUCGGCAUCCCUUCUCAGGGUGGCUCAGAAUGUUUCGAUGACGAUGGCCGUAUCAAACGAGCCGGAACUCUAUGGACUGCCAGUGCACACAUAAUAACAGCUGUGAUUGGAUCUGGGGUUCUUUCUUUAGCAUGGGCUAUAGCUCAACUAGGGUGGAUUGCUGGUCCUGCUGUAAUGUUCUUGUUUUCCUUAGUCACUUACUAUACUUCUUCUCUCCUCACCAACUGUUACCGGACUGGUGACCCUGUCUCGGGCAAGCGGAACUAUACUUACAUGGAUGCUGUUCGGUCCAUUCUUGGUGGAUACAAGGUGAAGGCAUGCGGGUUAAUUCAGUAUCUAAAUCUUUGCGGCAUUUCCAUUGGAUACACCAUUGCAGCAUCAAUAAGUAUGAUGUGAGUAAUAAUUCCCACCCCAAAAAUUUGGAAAAAGAAAAUGUUUCUUAAGUAAAAUCUAAGUUAUUCUGGUUUUAAGUAGGAGUGUGUGGCAGUCGGUUGGGACCGCCCAACCGACCACCACCGUCGGUUAUUGUAACCGACGGUUGUUUUUUUAAUCGAUCGGUUGCUCCGAUCUGUCUCGUCGGUUAAU